AAAACAGAAAAAAAAACAACCACAGAACUGUCAAAACACCACCAAAUGUCUAAUCCGUUUAAUUUCAAAAAACAAAAAUCCCUGAAAAACUAAGCCACAGAAAAAAACACAAAUAAAAUUUAAGAAAUUUCCAAAAUAAUCCUUUUUUCAGUCAAUUUAUUCCUUAAAUUUAUCAAUUUAACAAAAUGCCUAGUGAAAUAAUCACCCUACAGCUUGGACAAUGUGGUAAUCAAAUUGGUUUUGAAUUUUGGAAAAGAUUAUGUCUAGAACAUGGAAUCUCUCCGAAUGGUGUAUUGGAAGACUUUGCCACAGAUGGUCUCGAUCGAAAGGAUGUUUUUUUCUAUCAGGCCGAUGAUGAUCAUUACAUUCCCCGGGCUGUCCUCCUUGAUCUCGAGCCCCGAGUCAUCCACACCAUCAUGAGUUCUCCAUAUGCAAAGUUGUACAAUCCCGAGAAUGUGUAUCUCUCGAAACACGGCGGUGGAGCCGGCAACAAUUGGGCCUCUGGCUACAGUCAGGGUGACAAACUCCAGGAAGAGGUCUUCGACAUCAUCGACCGUGAGGCCGAUGGCAGUGACAGCCUCGAGGGCUUCGUCUUGUGUCACUCGAUUGCCGGUGGAACUGGCUCCGGAAUGGGUUCUUAUAUCAUGGAACGACUCUCCGAUCGUUUCCCCAAGAAACUCAUCCAAACCUACAGCGUCUUCCCGAAUCAGGACGAAAUAAGCGAUGUGGUUGUGCAGCCCUACAAUUCCCUUCUCACUCUCAGACGCUUAACGAGUUGUGCUGAUUGCGUCGUGGUGUUGGAUAACACCGCCUUGAAUCGCAUCGCAACAGAUCGCCUGCACAUCCAGAAUCCCAGCUUCACCCAAAUCAACACUCUCGUGUCCACAAUUAUGUCUGUGAGCACCACAACUCUGCGAUAUCCUUCCUACAUGAACAAUAAUCUCAUUGGCUUGACAGCCCCUCUAAUUCCAACGCCUCAAUUGCACUUCCUCAUGACUGGCUACACUCCUUUGACUACAGACAAUGAUCAAACCAUGAACAUUAGAAAGACAACAGUUCUGGACGUGAUGAGGCGCCUCCUGCAACCAAAGAACAUGAUGGUAUCUACCGGACCCGACAAGACAAAUCACCAUUGCUACAUAUCAAUUUUAAACAUAAUCCAGGGAGAAGUUGAUCCAACUCAAGUCCACAAGUCUCUGCAGCGCAUCCGUGAACGUAAACUUGCCCAAUUCAUCCCCUGGGGACCGACUAGCAUCCAAGUUGCCCUCUCCCGCAGCAGUCCCUAUGUCCAGAGCAGUCACCGGGUCUCCGGGUUGAUGUUGGCCAAUCACACCAGCAUCUGCUCGCUAUUCGAACGUGUCCUCAGUCAAUAUGACAAGCUAAAGAAACGCGGAGCCUUCUUGGAUCAAUUCAAGCGAGAGGACAUCUUCAAAGACGAUCUCUCAGAGUUGGAUGAUUCUCGAGAUGUGGUGGACUGCCUGGUGCAGGAGUACGAAGCAGCCACCCAACCUAACUAUCUCCAUUGGUCAGCAAGGAAACCACAAGAGUAGGAAGGCCUUGAGUAAAAUGUCGUCCCCUUUGCACUUUAAGUAUUUUUGUUUUUGAUCCACAAUUUGUUGUGUUUUUACGCUCUCUAAGUUUUUCAUGUUCUUUGUUUGUCUCUUAACCUCAAAAAAGACCUUUUUCAUUAAAAAUCACAUUUUACCGUUAGUUUUUGUUCUCUUUUUAUGUUCUUCUUAAAUUAAAUAAAUUAAAACAAAAUCAA
Messenger RNA from Eupeodes corollae, 1765 nucleotides. Its product is annotated as tubulin gamma-1 chain. The coding region runs from base 186 to 1550 and encodes 454 amino acids. The record is from RefSeq and is a predicted model, not a curated record. Gene Ontology annotation, molecular function: GTP binding; structural constituent of cytoskeleton. NCBI's taxonomy places the organism in Eukaryota, Metazoa, Arthropoda, Insecta, Diptera, Syrphidae. The transcript is spliced from 6 exons. Gene Ontology annotation, biological process: mitotic cell cycle; microtubule nucleation; cytoplasmic microtubule organization. Gene Ontology annotation, cellular component: cytoplasm; gamma-tubulin complex; spindle.